CCAUCUCAACCUACACGGCCCGCACUUUUCGCGCCGCCUGGGUAUGUGAGGAGCGUACACGCAUGUCCCGCUGCAUAUCCAAGGAUGUACGAGGGUACGCUCUCUCGCUCGUCGUACCCCUACAGCUCUAUACCUGAGACAGAGACGAAGGAGGCCCGCGCCGCGAGAUUAGAGAAGGACAAGGUUGCAUGUGCCGAGCAGGCACGAGAGGCGGCCAAAACCGAGGGCGCGGGCUGGAAAACGAACAGCGGCGAAGGGCUGUGGCUUAGCGUGGAGAGAUGGCGGCGGGAGGAUCCUGUGGAAGGCGGCGUGACGCUUCUGAUGCUCCAUGCGAAUGGGAUGCUCAAGGAGUUUGGGACACACAUACUGUCCUCCACGGCUGCUGUGGUGGUCAACGAGGUCUUUUUCCUGGAAGACAGUCUACACGGAACGUCCGUGGACCUCAACGCUGGUAGGCUGCCUCCCCUUCACAGUUGGGCAGACGGUGCCCGCGACGUCCUCAACUUUCUCAGCCACUGUGCGCCCGCAUUCGACGAGGAAGUAGGCUGGGCGCUUGAGUGGAGGGAACGCGCAUCGCCCCGCAAAGUUUUCGCCGUCGGCCACUCCCUUGGCGGUAACAUGGCCGUGCACGCUGCUGCCGCGGUGCCGGGACUGUUUGAGGGCCUCUUCUUGGUGGAGCCUAUGGUGAGCUACCCCUUCCCGAAUAUUCUCGCCCAUACUGCGAUUACGCUUAAACGGCGUGAUACAUGGCCCUCGCUCGACGCAGCGAAAACGAUGCGUACAAACCCGAUGUUCUCCAAGUUUCCCGACAGCAUUUUCGACCUGUGGCUCAGCCACGGAGUUGUGCCCAAGAACAACGGCGAGCUCACGCUGACCACGCCACCGUGGUGCGAGGCCGUCGUGUUCAGCGACUGCCGCUCCCCUCAGCGUGGCUGGGACCUGCUUCCCUCCCUCAAUAUGCCGGUAGGCUUCGUUAUGUCUAAGGACGCGCAGUGGAUGGGUGGCGAGAAGAUCGCUCGCGAGCUCACUAGCCGCCCUCCUCGAGCACGGAAUGAACGUACAACUGCGGGACACCUUGCCGUGCAGGAGGAUCCGAUGGGGGUCGGGGAGGCUCUGGGCCGCUUCUUA
Molecule: messenger RNA, 1128 nt
Organism: Cutaneotrichosporon oleaginosum
Lineage: Eukaryota; Fungi; Basidiomycota; Tremellomycetes; Trichosporonales; Trichosporonaceae
Source: RefSeq, a predicted model, not a curated record